CGUUGGUGAAACAAAGUAUAACUCUCUCUUUGUUCCCUCACCAAACAUUCGUAACCCUUUUGGAAGGGUUUCCCGUUGUCUUUAAUACGUCAAAUGUUGUUCAUGCUUAAAGGGGCCUUGCAAUCAAAUUUAAGCGUCUUUUUUGCGAGUUAGUUAGGAUUUGAAGUUUUCACAUAGUCACUCGAGCAAUGCUAUCUGAUUCAAAGGCUGUCUGAUUCGAAGGACGCGGAAUGUAACACUAGCAAAUACCGCACACUUCCAGUCGCAGAAUCGACCAAAGAGGUGACAACAGCCGGAGUGACCUCAUCCCCCCAAAUGCCCAAAACAGUUGUCCCCGUGGCCAGUACGACGGUAGCUACGGUGCUCACAACCACUCAAAUACCACAGACACCAACGACCGUCUCGUCGACUGUCUCGAUCACCACCACGGUCCUGACCACCACUCCACCCUCGACGACUCCGAUUCCCACAGUGACCCUGCCACUCCUGUGCGUGACCGGCAACACUAGUGUUGGCGCGCGAGUCCCCGACGACGGUAUCUGCACCUAUCUUGUGUUUGACAGAGUUAGGGCAAAAAACCAAACGUAUGCAAAAGGCCUACUUGCAGGUGACACUAUCAUGCAAGGAAAUAAGAUCAUGCGUAGAUUCAUGGACGCGGUAUCUGGCCUAAAGAAGACAGUGCCGAUGCUGGCCAUGAACCUACAUUAUUGGGAUGAGACAAUCAAAGUCCUGAAACACAGCGACGUGCUAGGGCCCUACAUUCGAGAGGGUAUCAAGGGCAUCGGUAUCCCGAACUACAAGGAGGAAUUGGACGUAUACAAGGCUGGCUCCAUAUUAGAGCUCAAAUUGAGCAUCCUUCGCAACCUGCUUCAGAGCCAGAAACACAAUGGCGUGAUCCUCUUCGCUGGUCUGUUGCUGACAACGGCAUCCCACCCCGACGCAGUGGCGAGAAUUGUCAAACAUUCCAUCAGCCUUCUCAGGCACGUCAGUCUGUAUAUUGUGUUUGCUCAUUCGCCAAGACAAGACGCCUACGGCAGUGGCUGCGUUAGGAGACCCAUGAGCAGCUUCAGGACCUCCACCCUUGGCGACCAUAGCCUUCAGUCCGUGACGGACGCCAUCGAUAUCGUCAAAGGACUUGGCGCUCGUAACGCGACCUAUUUUCUCUCGCUGACAAUGGGCAUACAUAGAUUUUUGCCACAAAGAGGUUGGGUCGAGGACAUGAAUAAGCUGGAAUCUACUGGGUGCACAAUGCAUUUCGACUCCUACGAAAAGGUCUGCAAGAACCCUAUGGUAGAGGGCAGCGUGGCCGAGUACAAAGAUGACGCAAUCCAUUAUGAUUACGACAAGAAAGCAAGGAUAUGGCGCACAUAUGACACACUCGACACGAUCCGCAAAAAGAUCAAGCGUGCCUAUAAGGAAUUGGCGGGCCUGCCCUUUGGAUGGGCUGCGUUCUAUAUCGAGAUGGACGACUGGAACGGCGCCUGUCCGAACAGCACCAAGAAUAAGCCCCAGAGAUUGCUGGAGCUCAUCAAGCCGCUCAAGAAGCAACUCCCGUCGGGCUGAUCGCAGCAUUUAUUGCCGAACGCCACAGCAAACGGCCAUUCUUUCGCAAACCAAAUAGUACUAAAAUGCACAAUAUAAUGCAUACUUUUUUUUGUCUUUUUUAACUGCCGCGUCAGUAGUACCUGGGUGCACCCGCGCAACAUAUUCUGACAUUUUAGCAGAGCGAACGCUAGAGAGGGCGCGACCUCCUCUCCAUCGAUAGCUCUGCUAAAGUGGGAAGGGGUUGGGGGGGCUGAAUGGCUCAAUAGAGUUCUAGAAUAGGGGGCCCCAAUGCUUUGGAUCCCCUGAACAGCUUGGGGCGUCGCACAGAGCACACGCAGAACGCCAGCUACGCUAGCGCAGUGUCUCGUCCCAAGCUCAUUUUUGAGCACGAGACCCUCCUCCGCUAAUGAGGAGUUGGUGGCGAAAGACAAAGGAAUGCGAUACUCUCCAAAGACCUAUUUUACGGACCGUUCUGCCGACCCCCCACGCAGUGUCGUUUUUUCCUCUAAACCCAGUUUCUGCCCGCAUAGCAAAUUUCGACGGAACACACGUGCUGCGUCUUCCGCGCGUGAAGAUUGUCCUAUCAGAGCACGCCUUGAAAAUGCCCUUUUUCAUUUGAGCACACAGAAGCUUGUAUUACAUUGGCGAUUUCCAUCGCGCGUUUUUGACCUACUUUUACAGCUUCAUCUUUUGGCCGCCAGGCACUGUGAAUAUCUGAUUUCGUCUAGAAGGCUGGAGAGCGAACGUGCCUUUCUGUUCAAGCCACUAUACUCGUUUUCACCUCAAAUAAAGAAGGAAGUUUUGUACAUUGUUCAUACGCCGUGCAAAGUAAUUUCCUACGGAGG
Molecule: messenger RNA, 2390 nt
Organism: Ixodes scapularis (black-legged tick)
Lineage: Eukaryota; Metazoa; Arthropoda; Arachnida; Ixodida; Ixodidae
Exons: 8
Coding region: 316-1563 (415 amino acids)
Source: RefSeq, a predicted model, not a curated record